UUAUGUCCUCAAAACCAUAGAUCAGCCACAUUCUCUCAAACAACGGUGUGAAUAUAAUAUAGAGCAGGUUGAUCUCAACUUUGGAAAAAGUUAGCAGCACGAGACAGGAGUACCGUUUUCACUUUCCCUUUAUUGCUUUCCUUUUCUAAAAGAAUCAUUUAGCAGAAACAGCACGAAAACCAGAAACUUCUUCCCCUCUCCUUGCUCCGUACUCCCAAAUCAACUACUGUAACUCCUCCCUUUCUGAAUCCUGAUAAAUAUCAGUGAUAAUGUGUUAGACUAGAUAUCCCUCCCAAGUGCUAUUUUGUGGCAUCACUCACAGAGCCCAGAGAGAGAGAGAGAGAGAGAGAGAGAGAGAGAGAGAGAGAGCGAAACAAAGCAAACCCAUCGAGCCAAAACACUCGACUUUCAGUGAGCAAGCAGCAAGUAUGGGAAGUUCCAAAACCAGGUUACCAGGUCCACCUUCAUUUACCUGCAUUUUCUUUCUAUUUCUCACACAAUCAUGGGUUUUGCCACCCGCCCAAUUUGCCUCAGCAGUCCCGCCACCCCAACAACCCAUCAAAACUAUUGUUGUUUUGGUCAUGGAGAACAGGUCCUUUGACCACUUGCUUGGAUGGAUGAAAAAAGCCAUUAACCCAUUAAUCAAUGGAGUCACAGGAAAAGAAUGCAACCCGGUAUCCACCAAAAACCCAAACUCAGAGUCCGUUUGCUUCACAGAUGAUUCUGAGUUCGUGGAUCCGAAUCCGGGACACUCCUUUGAGGCAGUGGCGCAACAGGUAUUUGGCUCUGCUUCCAUUCCUUCCAUGACUGGUUUUGUGGAACAAGCACUGUCAGUUUUCCCAAACCACUCAGAAACUGUCAUGAAAGGCUUCCGACCUGAAGCCGUGCCAGUCUACGCUACUUUGGUUCGUGAAUUUGCGGUCUUUGAUAGAUGGUUUUCUUCACUCCCCGGCCCAACUCAACCCAAUAGGCUGUUUGUGUACUCGGCUACUUCUCAUGGUUCAACGUCCCACGUUAAGAAGCAAUUGGCUUUAGGGUAUCCACAAAAAACCAUAUUUGAUUCUCUUCAUGAGAAUGGAAUGAACUUUGGGAUCUACUUCCAAAACAUACCCACAACUCUCUUUUAUAGAAAUUUGAGGAAGUUAAAGUACAUAUUCAAGUUCCAUCCGUUUGAUUCAAAGUUCAAGAAAGAUGCUUUAAAAGGUAAACUUCCAAGCUUAACCGUAAUCGAGCCGAGGUAUUUCGAUCUAAAUGGAAUGCCUGCAAAUGAUGAUCACCCUUCUCAUGAUGUGGCUAAUGGGCAAAAACUAGUUAAGGAGGUUUACGAGACAUUGAGGGCAAGUCCGCAGUGGAAUCAGACCCUUUUGGUCAUUACCUAUGAUGAACAUGGUGGGUUCUAUGAUCAUGUCCAGACUCCUUAUGUUAAUGUUCCUAAUCCAGAUGGGAACACAGGACCUGCUCCUUAUUUCUUCAAAUUUGAUAGGCUUGGUGUUCGUGUACCCACAAUUAUGGUCUCUCCUUGGAUUAAGAAAGGGACUGUGAUAAGUGGCCCAAAAGGGCCUGCUCCAAACUCCGAGUUCGAGCACUCUUCAAUCCCUGCAACCAUAAAGAAGAUGUUCAACCUCUCCUCUAACUUCCUGACUCACAGGGAUGCAUGGGCUGGGACAUUUGAGCAGGUUGUUGGGGAAUUAACCUCUCCCAGAACCGAUUGCCCUGAGACCCUUCCAGAUGUGGCACCUUUGAGGACAACAGAAGCAAAGGAAGAUAGUGAGCUAUCCGAGUUUCAGAGUGAGGUAGUUCAACUAGCAGCUGUUCUCAAUGGGGAUCACUUCUUGAGCAGCUUCCCAAAUGAAAUGACCAGCAAAAUGAAUGUAAAAGCAGCGCAUGAUUAUGUGAAGGGUGCUGUUGCAAGGUUCACAAGAGCAAGCAAAGAAGCCAUCAAGUUAGGCGCAGAGCAGUCUGCCAUUGUUGAUAUGAGAUCAUCCCUCACUACCAGAUCCUCAACUCAUAAUUAAUCAAUCCUCCUAGGUCAUAUGUAGUAUCCAUGUCUGUCUUAUAAAAUAUCUCAAUAGGUGUCCCUUCUGUCUUUGUUUUCUUCAAGUAAAAUGCAAUGAAAACAGGGGGAAGCAAUAGUUUCUCGAGUGAUUCGGCUA
Molecule: messenger RNA, 2153 nt
Organism: Juglans microcarpa x Juglans regia
Lineage: Eukaryota; Viridiplantae; Streptophyta; Magnoliopsida; Fagales; Juglandaceae
Product: non-specific phospholipase C6
Exons: 3
Coding region: 429-2015 (528 amino acids)
Biological process (GO): phospholipid catabolic process
Molecular function (GO): hydrolase activity, acting on ester bonds
Source: RefSeq, a predicted model, not a curated record